Molecule: messenger RNA, 1362 nt
Organism: Neoarthrinium moseri
Lineage: Eukaryota; Fungi; Ascomycota; Sordariomycetes; Amphisphaeriales; Apiosporaceae
Exons: 3
Coding region: 1-1362 (453 amino acids)
Biological process (GO): malate transmembrane transport
Cellular component (GO): membrane
Molecular function (GO): malate transmembrane transporter activity
Source: RefSeq, a predicted model, not a curated record
AUGGACAAGACUAUGAUCUCAGGCCCCUUACCCUCUAACCAGGGCGGCCCAUCUUCUUUCUCCUUCGAGAUGGACGAACACUCUCACAGAAACUACAUUCAGCCCGGUGCAAGAUCAUACGAGAAGCGGCCGAUGAGCGUAGGGGCGGAUGAGACACAGGUCAACUCGGCAGCAACCUCAAUCCACGACGGCAUGGAGAAACACGACAUUGAGCAUGGUCAUGGUCAUGGCCAUAUUGACAUCAACGACCCGAAUCGUCCCCGGAUAAAGCUUCGACAACGACUACACCACUUUACCUGGGCAUGGUACACCUUUCCGAUGAGCACCGGUGGACUGUCCCUUCUCAUAUUCGCCCAGCCUCACCAGUUCCCUGGUCUUCGCCAGAUCGGUCUCUUCGUCUACAUUAUCAACAUCAUCAUCUUCUCCUGUGUUACUACGGCCAUGCUCACUAGGUUCCUGCUUCACCGUGGUGACCUGACCAAGUCUCUCUCGCAUCCUCGCGAGGGCUUCUUCUUUCCCACAUUCUUCCUCUCGGUAGCGACUCUCAUCACAAGCACUCAGCGCUACGCCAUACCAGACAACGAUUUGGCGUUAACAUGGGCCAUCAAGACUGUUUUCUGGGGGUACCUGAUUGUCACAUUGAUUCUCGCCAUCGGACAAUACAGCUUCGUCUUCGCCGCCCAUAGCUUUGGGCUUCAGACGAUGAUGCCGACUUGGAUUCUGCCCAUCUUCCCCAUCAUGCUUUCGGGAACCAUCGCUUCCGUCAUUGCAUCAACACAGCCAGCGAUCGAUGCUGUGCCUAUCGUCAUCGGUGGCUUGACAUGCCAAGGACUUGGAAUUGCAGUUUCUUUUAUGAUGUAUGCACACAUGGUUGGACGUCUGAUGCAAGCUGGCCUGCCAAACCGUGAGCAUCGCCCCGGUCUGUUCAUGUGUGUUGGACCACCAGCAUUCACAGCCCUUGCAUUCAUCGGUAUGGCAAAUGGUUUGCCCGACAACUUCGAUCCGAACGGCGACGGCAUGAUCGACGCCGAAAUCAUCCGGAUCAUGGCUGUUCUCGGAGCGGUAUUCCUUUGGGCUAUCAGCUUGUGGUGGUUCUUCAUCGCCGUGGUGGCCGUUAUUUCGUCGCCGCCCAAGUACUUCCAUCUUGGAUGGUUCGCCAUGGUGUUCCCCAACACCGGAUUCAUCCUUGCAACAAUCUCCAUCGGCCAAGAACUACAAAACGAGGCCGUGCUUUACUUCGCCAACGGUAUCUCGCUCGUUCUUCUGAGCGUCUUCUUCUUUGUCCUCUACCACCUUGUCCGGGCUGUAUGGAUUCAAGAUAUCAUGUACCCUGGCCGGGACGAGGACGUAGAGGACCAUUAA